Molecule: messenger RNA, 4012 nt
Organism: Tigriopus californicus
Lineage: Eukaryota; Metazoa; Arthropoda; Copepoda; Harpacticoida; Harpacticidae
Product: potassium voltage-gated channel protein Shab-like
Exons: 11
Coding region: 224-2602 (792 amino acids)
Biological process (GO): potassium ion transmembrane transport; protein homooligomerization
Cellular component (GO): voltage-gated potassium channel complex; membrane
Molecular function (GO): delayed rectifier potassium channel activity; protein binding
Source: RefSeq, a predicted model, not a curated record
CCAUGUCAUCGACUUCCAAACCUCUUUGAGUUCAGAAAUCUUCCUAAUUCUCUUGAGAUGCUAUGAAUCACCAUGGUUUUGUGGGAAAGAAGCCAAUCAAUUGGGAAGCUACCGAGCAAGGCCAGGCCUAUCAUCGUCAAAGGCCCAACCAAUUCCACUUGUGCCAUGUCCGAUCCCAUUAAACCCGAGCAUAUUGGCGUUCAAUCCCGAUCCAUUCCCCAUUAUGACCACAACAGCCAAUCAAUCCAACAAGAUGACCGAUACCUCGGCCAUAGCCCAAUUCCAGGGCGGGACUAGGGCGGUUCACUUUGACGAUUUGGACAGUGUGAUCAGUGAGGAGGAGCCCAUCUAUGCCUCCGCUGGCACUCAGACCUCAUCCCUUUGUUCCGAAGGAGUCACCAGGACAAGCUCCUUCAUUAGUUUGGGAUCAACCGUGAUCGAAAGUCUUUAUCCCGCCACGGCUCCCAACGAAUACAGAGGUUUCAUGAUGAGUAACAGCUUCUUGACGGAUGGUGGCGAGUCCUUGGAGGAGUUCAAAGGCCUCUCCAGCACCAAACAGAAUGUGGAGUUAUUCAAGAUUUUGAGUGCCAUUGCUAGUGAGAUCGAAAACCUCCGAAUGUCCACGGAAAAACGGUUCUUAGCCUUGGAACAAGUAGUGCAGAGACAACAGGGCAGUAGCUCAGUGACCACGGUAGGAGGUUCCAGCUCUCGUAGCUCGGGAGCUAAUGGUAUCCCUCACCAAUGGGACAAAAUCAAGGCUAAUCGAGCAUACAACCAAUACAAGAACAUGGCCGGACCCAUGCUUAAACAAAGGCGGGAUUCCAAGGCCUCCAAGGCCGACUCGAGCUUGAUUAAUCAAGAGUUGGCUGAGGAGGAUGAAUCCAGUUUGGGUAGCCUUGGAGAUCAAAGAUCGCCAUCGUGGCCUCGGCUGACUGAGCUAGAAUAUCUCAGGGAGAAAAAAAGGGCAGACGAGCAACUCGUCAUCCUCAAUGUGGGCGGAGUCAGGUUUGAGGCAACAUGGUCUCUUCUGGAACGCUUACCCCAGACUCGCCUGGGCAAGUUGCGAAAAUGUCAAACUGACCAAGAAGUUUUGGAACUUUGUGCCGGCUUCAAUCCCGAAACCAACGAGUACAAGUUUGACCGACAACCUCGCAACUUCCCGUGUGUCCUGAACUUCUUGAACACGGGCAAGCUCCAUUUGGGGGAAGAAACUUGUGUGAUUGCCUUCUCGCAGGACAUGGAAUAUUGGGGAGUGGAUGACCUCUAUUUGGAACCCUGUUGCGUUCAGAGGUACUAUCAACAACGGGAACUCCUCAAUUGGGAUCACCAGAUCAAGAAAGAGGAGGAAAACGAAUACUUUCGACCAGGUCGGGUGGGCAAGUUCCAAAAGAUUCUUUGGGACCUGUUUGAGAAACCGCACACCUCCUUAGGAGCCCGGAUCGUCGCCAUCAUCUCCAUCACGUUCAUCAUCAUUUCCACGGUGGUCCUGACGCUCAAUACGCUUCCGUAUUUCUCGGCCAGAAGCCAAGAGGAUCACGAAAAAGAUUACCCUCCAUUUGCUCUGCUAGAGGCGGUUUACAUGUCUUGGUUCACCUUCGAAUUUGUGAUACGUUUAUUGUCAUGCCCCAGUAAGGUCAAGUUCAUGAAGAGUCUUAUGAAUGUGAUUGACCUGUUGGCCAUCCUCCCGUACUAUGUUAGUAUCGCUCUGGUCAACUCCACAGACAUUGGACAACUCACCGAGGUCCGGAGAAUUGCUCAAUUUUUCCGAAUUAUGCGUAUUCUUAGGAUUUUCAAGCUAGCCAGACAUUCAGUGGGCCUUCAGAGCCUUGGCUUUACUUUACGGAACAGUUAUAAAGAGCUCGGCCUUCUGAUGCUAUUCAUCAUCAUGGGAGUACUGAUCUUUUCCUCAUUGGCAUAUGUUUUUGAAAAAGACGACCGCCAAACCAAGUUCACUACCAUGAUGGAUUCGUAUUGGUGGGCUUUGAUUACCAUGACCACGGUUGGUUAUGGUGACAUCAGUCCGGUAACCGGAUUUGGUAAGGUGAUAGGAUCUUGUUGCGCCAUUUGUGGCGUCUUGGUGAUAGCCCUUCCGAUUCCGAUAAUUGGGAACAAUUUCGCGGCCUUUUACAAGAACGAACGCCGGCGAGAGCAAUUGGCGGAGAAGAAAUUGGCCAUCGAGCGCGCUCGGCGCAAAGGCGCCAUUCAGCCGUUCCCGGGGCAGACCUCGCUACCUUUGGAGGAAAAUUUGGGCCUGGAACUGGAUGUGACGGAAUUGGACACAGAAAAGGCCCUAAUUGCCGCCGCCAAACACCCCAGUGAGCCGAGUCUCACUCAUUUUGGGAUUGAAGUGGACGACAUAAGCAAUCAGACCAUGUUCACCCGACCCGAAAUCCUGCUCUCGCCUGGGACACGCCCAACAUCCACAGGGAGUCUCCAAGAGCGAGUGUUGCUCAAGGCCGCCAAGUCCAAUUCCAGCUAUUCCGAUCGAGAGGCCAUGAACAACGGAGGAGGCCGUCAACGAAGGCUCAAACGGAACAGUCUUCCAAUCGUCGAGGGCAGCAACGCCAAUGCUGAUGCAUUGAAGUACAUGGCUGAUGAUUGACGUUCAUGGCAACCCUGGUAGUUAGCUCGACUAUGGAGAUUGGCUUUUGAGAGAGAGAGAGAGAGAGAGAAUCCGUUUGGCCUUUGCAUAUUUUGAGCACACACGUGGUCCAAUCUGACGUGAAGGUCACUAAUUUGGGAAUGAAUUGGCCAAAGACGGCCUUGAUUGAUAACAACAACAACGGGUUUUGCGUGUCUCAUCCUGCUGGUGUGUGCUGUAUUUUGGUCCUAACCUUGAAUCCCUUGCGCCCUCGUACACACAACCAAACGGCCUUCAAGGCCGUCUUGUGCAUUUUCUUUUCUUGCUUUACUUCGUGACAGUUUUGAUUGAAUUGACCCCGUGUGCUUCACGUGAAGUUUCGAGAUUGAAGAGAGUUGGAGACAACAAAACAGUUCCUGGAAUGCGGUGGAAAACAAAACUCACUCACAAACCAUCUGGUUUAGUUUGUUGUCAUUUCUUUAACCCCGCACAAUAACGUUGGCAUUUAUUAGAUACUUGUAUAUACGAGUUGAACUGAACCAAUUGUCUAUCAGAGUGUAUACACAACACUAAAUAUUAAGUGACGGCCUCUGUCGUUUCCAAAAGGUCAAACCUUUUAUAUAGAGAGGAGACCAAAAUGAACCGGUUUUCUUUCACUUUGAGGAAACAAGCCCUUAGACCAAGGAAUUUAAAGCCGUUCUGCUUAGUAGAUUAAAAUCUCCUUUGUGUAAAGUACGGUCUUCUAUGUACGAAUCUUGUAUUCAUGAUAAGUGGGGUUUUGUUCCUAGAAUCCUAAUAUUUUUUGCGGCAGAAUCGCUGAUAAACUGUGCUAUUUGGUUUCUCGAACAUAAACAACAAUUGUGGACAAAACGCCAUUUCAAAAAUCUUUAUUGCAAUCAACUGCAAUCUUAAAAUGAGUUCAACACUGCGUCUUUUAAUACUGGAAUACAUAUCUGACAUGAGCUUCUCAAGCUAGAUUUUACCUUCGACCAUUCAAAACCAUCAAAUACGUUGCUUUUCUGGUAAUUGAAUUGUGGCGAGAUCACGGCAAAAUAACUAGUUGUUUGUACUGAAGUUGACAAAUAUUUAUGUGACUUACAUCCCCAUCUAAUCAUUCUUUCUAUAGCAAAAAUUUGAUAAUUUACUAUAACAGAAACUGUAUGUUAUUUUGCUGAAGUUAAAAGACAAACUGAUGCGACCGAAAGCCGCUUAUUUUACCCAUAGCUAUCUGGUAAGCACGUUGGCCGCAAGUGAUUAAAAUUGUUUUCAAUUUGGGGUCAUCAAAAGAAGACAUCGAUUGAUUUUCAUAAAUAUGAUAACUAUGUGUGCAUUUUCAUCAAAAUGGAAAGGUUUCUUUUUAUUUUCCUGUCGUGAUGCUUGACCCAAACACACCCAUAAUAUUGUUCUCUAUCUAAUUUUGGUUUGCUUCGU